Messenger RNA from Trichoplusia ni (cabbage looper), 1114 nucleotides. It is a transcript of the gene MED4, whose product is annotated as mediator of RNA polymerase II transcription subunit 4. Gene Ontology annotation, cellular component: mediator complex; core mediator complex. The record is from RefSeq and is a predicted model, not a curated record. Gene Ontology annotation, biological process: regulation of transcription by RNA polymerase II. Bases 164 to 922 code for a protein of 252 amino acids. The transcript has 5 exons. Gene Ontology annotation, molecular function: transcription coregulator activity. NCBI's taxonomy places the organism in Eukaryota, Metazoa, Arthropoda, Insecta, Lepidoptera, Noctuidae.
AAGCAUCAUGUCAUUUUGAGUUCCUCAAGCGAGCACUGUUUUGCUUAGUUUUGCUGAUGUAGUUGGCAUAGAUAUUUACAAAUUCUUUAUUGGAACCUACAAUAUAUAACAAACAGUGCCUGACUUAUUUCGGUGAUACAGAAAAGUUAUCAAAAUAAGUAACAUGGCCUCGCAUUUGAGUACAAAAGACCGUCUACUAGCAUUAAUAGACGAUAUCGAACUCAUAUCAAAAGAAAUGAUAGAAGUAUCUAUAGCACCAAAACCACAGAAGCUAUCGGCAGCCGAUCAUGCAAGCCUUACAGAAUUGUUACUUUCUAAAGAUACUGAAUUGAAGAAAACUUUGGAAUUAGCUGACGAACAAGCCAAGAUACAACAAAAAAUGAAUGAUCUCAAAGCUGAAGUUGAAAACAAGGACCAAGAUAUCUUCCAUUUACAAAGACAACUGAAAGAUGCAGAACAAAUCCUGGCUACAUCACUAUAUCAAGCUAGACAGAAACUGGCAUCAAUUGUCAAAUCAAGAAAAAGACCAGUACCAUCUGAAGAACUUAUAAAGUUUGCUCACAGAAUCAGUGCCUCGAAUGCUGUAAGUGCACCUCUUUCAUGGCAGCCAGGAGACCCACGCAGACCGUACCCAACUGACUUAGAGAUGCGAUUAGGAAUGCUCGGCCGGCUCUGUGACCUGCCACUUAAUGGUCAUACACCAUCUACAUUGAAUGAACUACACAGAAUGACCACAGGUGGAGUAGUGCCUGCUUCAGCUACUAACCAGUUUACCUGGCACCCAACUGGUGAGCUUCACAUGUCGGUCGGCGGCGGAAACUCGGUCGCCAUUGACGGCCGUGGUAAGGACGCGCCGAACCAAGAAGACGUUGAAGUCAUGUCCACAGAUUCCAGUUCAAGUUCAAGCAGUGAUUCCCAAUGAAUAAGAAAAUAAAUUGUUUAAUAAAUAUUAAACAAUUGAAGUUUAUAAAUUGAAUAUUCAAUACAGUUUAUGUGGCAGAAUGAAGGACGAUUUUCGUUUAACUGUGCAGUGCACAACAAGACUGUUGAUGUAUGAGUGAUUUAGAUGUAAUUUACUGAAUAAAGAAGUUUCAAAACUUACUACUCUAAAAAA